CCCGAACGCAAUCUUUUUCCAUCCAAUAGGCUCGCAGCGGAGGCGCCUGUCCAGUUUACCUCUGAAUGAGGGACAACGGCAAAGGGUUUUGCCGCAGUUAACCACUUUGGUGCAAUGGCAGGUGAAUCAAAAGCUACAAGUAAUCCUUUGGAACAGUUCAUUUUGUUGUCUAGGAAUGCCAAAGGUUCAGCAUUGACAACCCUUAUUAAUCAAGUUCUGGAGGCCCCUGGGGUUUUUGUAUUUGGUGAACUUCUGGAAACGCCUAAUAUACAGGAGCUGGCUAACGGAUCACAUGCUGCCUAUUUUGAAUUGUUGAAUCUAUUUGCAUAUGGAACAUAUCCAGACUAUUUAGCAAAUAAGGGGAAUCUGCCUGAAUUAACAUUAGCUCAGAAGAACAAGCUGAAACAUCUCACCAUAGUAAGCUUGGCUGCAAGAAUGAAGUGCAUUCCUUAUUCCAUGCUUCUGAAAGACCUUGAUAUAAAAAAUCUCAGAGAACUGGAGGAUUUAAUUAUUGAAGCAAUUUAUACAGAUAUAAUACAAGGCAAACUUGAUCAGCGCAAUCAACUACUAGAGGUUGACUUUUGCAUUGGUAGAGAUCUCCAAAAGCAAGACAUCAGCAACAUUGUUAAAACUCUUCAUGAAUGGUGCGAUUGUUGUCAAGCAGUUCUAUUAGGGAUUGAGCAGCAAGUCCUUCGUGUAAAUCAGUACAAAGAGGGCCACAGAAAAACUCAGCAACAGGUAGAAACAGAGGUGGCAAAUAUAAAGAAGACUUUAAAGGCAACUGCUUCUACCUCAGCACAAGAUCCUGAUCAGCAUCCUAUGGAUCGUGAUACUCCACAGCUUGUUGAACAACGUCCAUCAAUAAAGAAAUUGUCAAAAGCUAAGAGUUUAUCAUCUAGUCGUCAUUAGAACAAUAUAUUUUCAGAAUUAUCCAGGACUCUUAAGAAAACUGAGAAGAAAUGAAAAUACAAUGAACAGUGCAAUUCGUCUCAUAAACAACACUUGAAAAAGAUUUAAGUAACUUUUCCUGUGCUUUUGAAAUCUUUUUGUAAUAUAUAGUUUUUUUUUUAGUAGGAAUCUCAGGUGACUACUGAAUCAGACUUUCUUAUUAAAGAGACAAGUUACAAACUGACUUCUGAAGUGAUGUACAUGCAAUAAAGCUUAAUUACUCACUUCAGUGAGUGAGAAGCCAAAAUGGUAUGGUGUAGGCAGAAUACUACAAAAAUUGCUGUGCUGUGGUUUAAACAUCUCUAGUAUUGGUAGAUUCUGAAAAUACUCUAGUAGGAACAAAUAGCAUGUAUUUUAUCAAAGACUUAAGGUCAAAUCUUGUGCAAUAAUCUCAAAAUGCUGCACUAGAAAAGAGUAAUGACUGCCCAAAACACAUUAUUAAGAUAAACACAGGGGUUCAUUGUAGUUAAUUGUGUCUUUGACAAUACAGUAAAUAUUUCAAAAAUUUGUUUUGAAUGCCAGUUCUCAAACUGAAGUUGCUAACUGUAAAAACUGGACACUGCCAUCUGAAGCAAAUUGUGUUUUUGUAAUAAUUAGUUAUUAUUCAGAUAGUUUGUGGAUAUGGAAUCAUGAGUUCUAUUCCAAAAAUGUGGUUGCUUUUAUUCAAUGAAAACUAAACUAAUUUAUAAAACUGA
Hypanus sabinus (Atlantic stingray) is the source of this 1643-nucleotide messenger RNA. RefSeq names its product COP9 constitutive photomorphogenic homolog subunit 7A (gene cops7a). The coding region runs from base 115 to 909 and encodes 264 amino acids. Gene Ontology annotation, biological process: COP9 signalosome assembly. NCBI's taxonomy places the organism in Eukaryota, Metazoa, Chordata, Chondrichthyes, Myliobatiformes, Dasyatidae. The record is from RefSeq and is a predicted model, not a curated record. The transcript has 7 exons. Gene Ontology annotation, cellular component: COP9 signalosome.